Messenger RNA from Setaria italica (foxtail millet), 3196 nucleotides. RefSeq names its product homeobox-leucine zipper protein ROC7. Gene Ontology annotation, molecular function: DNA binding; lipid binding; DNA-binding transcription factor activity, RNA polymerase II-specific. Lineage: Eukaryota; Viridiplantae; Streptophyta; Magnoliopsida; Poales; Poaceae. The record is from RefSeq and is a predicted model, not a curated record. The coding region runs from base 404 to 2785 and encodes 793 amino acids. The transcript has 8 exons. Gene Ontology annotation, biological process: regulation of DNA-templated transcription.
UAACUCCGGUAUUCAAUACGGCACCUUCCACCCUUCCCCUCCCCACCACCACCACCACUUCGUCUUCCUCCUCCAAUCCCCCCGUCUCCAUCGCCGCCGCCGUCCCUUUCUCCCUCCCUCCCUCGCUGGCUAGCUCCUCCGAUGUCCUCGUCUGUUCACUGAGCUCCAGUUUCCUGUUUCAUCGGCCAGUGAGCUCGGGAUCGACCGAUCGAUCGGCUCGCGCGUCUGGGGAAGAGAAGAAGAUCGAUAGGAUAUUCGGAUCGGAGCUAGCCGGCGAGGUCGCGGAGGCGUAGAUCCAAGCUCGGGGACGGUCGGUGGAGCGAGAUGGGAAGGGGGCAGCAGCUAGGCGCGUGCAUGGUGAGGUUCUAGGGUUCGUCAUUCGUGGGAGAGGAGGAGGCUGGUUAUGCCCGGCGGGAUGAUGAUCCCCGGCCGGAACAUGCCGACGGCGGCGGCCAUGAUCGGCGGCCUCGCCAGCUACGCCGCCUCCCUCGGCCAGAACAUGAUGGAUGGGCAGCAUCAACUUGCGGUGAUGCAGCAGCAGCAGCAUCAGAACCAUGGCCAACAGCAGCAACCUGUCACGAGCGAGAGUGACAUGCAUGGCUCACGCCACGAUGAGCUGCUGAUGGAGAGCAAGUCCGGCAGCGACAACAUGGAGGGCGGUGCCGGGUCAGGCUCUGGUGGCGAAGAGCUGCAGGAGGAGGACCUCAGCUUGCAGCAGCCCCGCAAGAAGCGCUACCACCGCCACACCCAGCACCAGAUCCAGGAGCUCGAAGCGUUCUUCAAGGAGUUCCCACACCCUGACGACAAACAGAGGAAAGAGCUGAGCCGGGAGCUGGGCCUGGAGCCUCUGCAGGUAAAGUUUUGGUUCCAGAACAAGCGCACCCAGAUGAAGACGCAGCAGGAGCGGCAGGAGAACACACAGCUGCGGGCUGAGAACGAGAAGCUACGUGCUGAGAACGCACGCUACAAGGACGCACUUGCCAAUGCUGCCUGCCCCAACUGUGGCGGCCCUGCCACAGCUGUCAUUGGUGAGAUGUCCUUCGAUGAGCACCACCUCCGCAUUGAGAACGCGCGCCUCCACGAUGAGAUCGAUCGUAUCUCUGCCAUUGCCGCCAAGUACGUUGGAAAGCCCGUCGCCAGCCUGCUGCCCAACUCAUCAAACAUCUCCUCCGUUGUUGCUACUGCCGCACCUUACCCGCAGCCGCUCUCCACCCACCACAUCAUCCCUGGAGCAGCGGACAUGUUUGGCGGCCUCCACCAUCGUGGAGCUGCAGCAGGGUUUGACAAGCCUCUGGUGAUCGAGCUUGCUGUGGCCGCCAUGGAGGAGCUGGUCCGGAUGGCCCAGCUUGGCGAGCCACUCUGGGUCCCUGCCCUGGUUGACGGCGCUGCCACUGAAACUCUCAAUGAAGAGGAGUAUGCUCAUGGGUUCCCCAGGGGUGUGGGGCCCAAGUCACCGGAACUCCACUCGGAGGCCUCACGGGAGACUGUCGUUGUCAUCAUGAACCAUGUCAACCUCGUCGAGAUGCUCAUGGAUGUGAACCAGUGGUCGACAUUGUUCUCAAGCAUCGUGUCGCGGGCUGCCACGCUUGAGGUGCUGUCCACCGGUGUCGCUGGCAACUACAAUGGCGCACUGCAGCUGAUGACAGCAGAGUUCCAGGUGCCGUCACCGCUGGUGCCGACCCGUGAGAGCCAGUUUGUGCGCUAUUGCAAGCAGCACACGGACGGCAGCUGGGCAGUGGUGGAUGUGUCCCUUGACGGCCUGCGUGCAGGUGGUGCAGUGGGCUUGCGUGGGCGCCGCCGCCCCUCGGGCUGCCUGAUCCGAGAGAUGCCAAAUGGCUACUCCCGCGUGACAUGGGUGGAGCAUGUGGAGGCAGAUGACGCGAUGGUGCAUGACCUUUACCGUCCACUGGUGAGCUCUGGGCUGGCGUUCGGCGCGCAGCGGUGGGCAGCUGCACUGGAGAGGCAGUGCGAGCGCCUUGCCAGCGCCAUGGCCAGCGGUGUCCCUGCAGCAUCCACAGGAGGUGAUGCCGCAGGCGUGGUGAACUCAGCUGAGGGACGCCGGAGCAUGCUCCGGCUUGCAGAGCGGAUGGUAGCAAGCUUCUGUGGUGGCGUGACUGCAUCAACAACGCACCAGUGGACGACACUGUCGGGGAGUGGCCCUGAGGACGUGCGCGUGAUGACACGCAAGAGUGUAGAUGACCCUGGCCGCCCUCCCGGCAUCAUCCUCAACGCAGCCACCUCCUUCUGGCUCCCUGUGCCGCCCGCACGCGUCUUCGGCUUCCUCCGCGACGACGCCACCCGCAGUGAGUGGGACAUCCUGUCCAAUGGCGGCGACGUGCAGGAGAUGGCGCACAUCGCCAACGGCCGAGACCACGGCAACGCUGUCUCACUGCUCCGUGUCAAUAACGCCAACUCGAACCAGAGCAACAUGCUGAUCCUGCAGGAGUGCUGCACCGACAAGACAGGUUCCUACGUGAUCUAUGCUCCCGUGGACGUGGUGGCCAUGAAUGUGGUGCUCAACGGCGGGGACCCAGACUACGUGGCGCUGCUGCCAUCGGGCUUUGCCAUCCUGCCCGACGGUCCUGGUGCGGGCGGCGGUGGGUCUCUCCUGACCGUGGCGUUCCAGAUCCUUGUGGACUCCGUGCCCACCGCCAAGCUCUCCCUGGGCUCCGUCGCCACCGUCAACAGCCUCAUCGCCUGCACCGUCGAGCGUAUCAAGGCCGCCCUCGCUGCUGACAACACUGCCGGCGGUGGCGCCCGACCACCACCCUAUGGUGAUGAAUGAAACUGGUGAGGGAUGAAGAGCGGGUUGAAUCAAAAUCAAAUCAGAUGAAAUUGAGAUUUGGGAGGAUCUGGCAAUGCGGGGAGUCAAGAACGCACCGCGUGCUCUCCUUGCAAGGUGUUGCCUUCUGAUUCAGAGGUAGUAGGCGAGGGGCGCAACACUUUGCAAGGGGGUUGGUUCGGGCAUUGACUCUCUUCUUCUUUCUGUGUCCUCCCAUCCGAUCGACCUGCCACUCUCUCACCAGAGGUUUGUAGUAGAAGCAGUUAGACCAUGCAUGCGUGUCUUUUAUUUGGAUUCUUGGUGUCUCAAAUGUGUCUGUACACCUGAGUUAAUUUGACUUGACUUUGGAGAUUGUUAAAGUUUGAACCGGUUAACUUGAAUGUUUUUUUAUCAGUAUUCGUUCAUUCUGUUGUA